Messenger RNA from Mustela lutreola (European mink), 1082 nucleotides. It is a transcript of the gene LIN28B, whose product is annotated as lin-28 homolog B. Gene Ontology annotation, molecular function: zinc ion binding; nucleic acid binding. The transcript has 5 exons. The record is from RefSeq and is a predicted model, not a curated record. The coding region runs from base 285 to 1064 and encodes 259 amino acids. NCBI's taxonomy places the organism in Eukaryota, Metazoa, Chordata, Mammalia, Carnivora, Mustelidae.
GGCGGCGACAGCAGAUUCCGCGCCCGGCAGCCGCGCGCCGCCCUCGCUCCCCGGCCCCUCCGCACCGCGUCUUCCCCUCCCGCUCACAAUGUGCUGACCCUCCCGGCCCCGCCGCGCGCAUCCCGGGUCUCCGGCCGCCGCGCUCCCUCAGGAAGUGACAGACUCCAGGCCCCUUCCUCCGCCCCGUCCCCCCGGACUGAACGCCACACACGUACUCACACCCUCUCUCCCGCUCCCACCCGGGCUAGCGACACGACCAUGAGGCCCCGGAGGUUCUUCAGAAGAUGAUGAGGUCAUUCAACCAGGUUUCAUCAGCCCCAGGCGGGGCAAGCAAAGGUGGUGGAGAAGAGCCCGGGAAGCUGCCGGAGCAGGCAGAGGAAGAAUCCCAGGUUCUGCACGGAACUGGCCACUGUAAGUGGUUCAAUGUGCGGAUGGGAUUUGGAUUCAUCUCCAUGAUAAACCGAGAGGGAAGCCCCUUGGAAAUUCCAGUCGAUGUGUUUGUGCACCAAAGCAAAUUAUUCAUGGAAGGAUUUAGAAGCCUAAAAGAAGGAGAACCAGUGGAAUUCACAUUUAAAAAAUCUUCCAAAGGCCUUGAAUCAAUACGGGUAACUGGACCUGGUGGGAGCCCCUGUUUAGGAAGUGAAAGAAGACCCAAAGGGAAGACACUACAAAAAAGAAAACCAAAGGGAGAUAGAUGCUACAACUGUGGUGGCCUUGAUCAUCAUGCUAAGGAAUGUAGUCUACCUCCUCAGCCAAAGAAGUGCCAUUACUGUCAGAGCAUCGCACACAUGGUGGCCAACUGCCCACACAAGACUGUGGCGCAGCCGCCCGCCAGUUCUCAGGGAAGACAGGAAGCAGAAGCACAGCCAUGCACUUCGACUUUUCCUCGAGAGCUGGGGGGAGGGCACGGCUGCACGUCCCCGCCGUUUCCUCAGGAGGCCAGGUUCGAGAUCUCAGAAUGGCCAGGCAGGUCCUCUCAAGAAGCUUCCUCGGCGAAGUCCUCUGCAGCGCCGGAAGAACCAAGCAAAAAGGGGCCUUCUGUUCAAAAAAGGAAAAAGACAUAGUGCUUCUUCCUAAGUGUA